Molecule: messenger RNA, 2970 nt
Organism: Lutra lutra (Eurasian river otter)
Lineage: Eukaryota; Metazoa; Chordata; Mammalia; Carnivora; Mustelidae
Product: cytochrome b5 domain-containing protein 1
Exons: 4
Coding region: 176-904 (242 amino acids)
Source: RefSeq, a predicted model, not a curated record
GACUCACACUACAUUUCCCGUGAGCGCGCACAGCUCCCGCCCUACCCCCCACCCCGCACCCACGUCCGAUCUCAGUAGACGGUGGCCGGAGAGGGACAAUGGUUUCCAUGUCAGCGGGCCCACGCGCUCGCCAGGGGAAAGAUGCCGUGAGUGAGCGAGUGCGUGCUGAAGGACGAUGAAGCGACCAGAGAUGCGGGUGGCCGGUAGUGCAAGAGCCAUGCCGCGCCGAGGCCUCGUGGAGGGGCCGGACUUUGAGUUUUUCCAGCGUCGCUAUUUCACGCCAGCCGAGGUGGCCCAGCACAACGUGCCGGAAGACCUGUGGGUGUCCUACCUGGGAUCCGUGUACGACCUGACGCCGCUGGCUCGCAAGUACAAGGGAGACCUGUUGCUAAAACCCAUCAUUGAAGUUGCGGGCCAGGACAUCAGCCACUGGUUCGACGCGAAGACCGGAGACAUCCGCAAGCACGUCGACCCGCUGACCGGCACCCUGAGAUACCGCACCCCCCGGGGCCGCUUCCUGCACGUCCCGCCGCAGCUGCCGCGUUCAGACUGGGCCAAUGAUUUCGGGAAGCCCUGGUGGCAGGGGGUGCGUUAUGAGGUGGGGCGGCUGUCUGCCAAGACCCGCAACAUCCGCAUCAUUAACACGCUCACGUCGCAGGAGCACACGCUGGAGGUGGGGGCUGAGGAGUCCAUGUGGGAGAUCCUGCACCGCUAUCUCCCCUAUAAUGCACACGCAGCCAGCUAUACAUGGAAGUAUGAGGGCAAGAAACUGAACAUGGAUUUCACCCUGGAAGAGAACGGGAUCCGGGAUGAGGGUGAAGAUUUUGACUAUCUCAACAUGGACGGUGCCCUCUACACACCUGCCAUUCUGCUCUACUUCAAUGAUGACCUCACAGAGCUGUAGGAGUGGAGCCGAAAGCUUAUGUAGACUCAGGAUGUAUUUUGAAUUUGGCUGUUUCUGUGCCCUGGAAGGGGGGGUGCGGGGUGCGGGGUGCGGGACGUAGACCUCCACUCCACUCUGGGAACUGGCCUGUGGUUCCCGUGUCCCUCUGAAGCGUAGAGGUCCUACUUCCCAGGCCCACUGUGAUUAGCUCAAAGUUAGGGAGAAUGCUAGAAGCACAUUCAUUCAUUCUCAGGAGUGACACGAGAAGAUGAGUAUUUUGGAUUAGGGAGACAGCCAGAGCUCAGGCAGAACUUUCUGAUGGUCGGAAAGGGAGGAGUCCUACACAGGGAUGAGGGAUGGGAGAAGUUUCAUGGCAGUGAUGGGAAUGGGGACGGCUGCAGGAGGAUGGGACUGCCACAGACAGGAACGGGAAGUGUCCAUCGCUGGCCAUACGGAACUGGCUGAUCUGCCUUCUGAACUUGAUAGUUGAAACCCCAAAGGGAAGAAAGGAAGUGAAGGGGUAGUUGGUAAUUCAGUCCGGAGCUUAUGGUACGUGCCUCAUACACCCUUUUAAAUACAACUACUCCGAGAGAUGGGCACCAUCACCACGAUUUUACACGAUUUUUAGAUUUCUUUUUGAAGCUUAAAAGAUUCUUUCCAUAUUUGGCUUUAGUAAAUGAUUGAUGACCCCAGGCAGCAUCCCAUCCAGCAAGUAGAGGGAACUCCUGAAGCUCGGCAAGAUUUAGGGCAGGAAGGCACACUAGUUAGUGGCCAGGGUGCAAACUCAAGUCUAAAUCUGAAGCUGAUGUUCUUCCUGUGUAGAGAGGCUCUCCCUGUCUUAGGCUGGUCACAAAAGACAGCCACCUUUGAGGGGAGAGUGGCCGGGUUCGUCUCCUUUAACCCCGGUGAGGGAGGGGAAUGAGGAUGACAGGAGGUGAAUUUCUCAACAGUCUUGGGCCAGAAAGGAUCGGGGAGAGAGGUGCAUGGGCCUGCCUGGCCAGAGUGGGGCAGGAGGGAGGGGGGGUGGGGGGGGCACCAGAGCCCAGGCAGGGGAGAGGAAGCACUGGGCCUGCUGCCCAGGCGUUUUCGGAGAGGCUGGCCAGGAAAGGCAUGGACAGAGGCGGAGACCUGUCCCGGCCUCAGGACUUUCUGAAUCACAGGAGACUGAGGGCUUCCACUCAGGCCCAUGUGAUACAAGAGGCCGUGAAUUCACAGAAGCUUUCUGAUGUGCAGUCAGCUCUGCAGUGGUCUCACGUGUAUCUUGUCCUCUCAGUGACACUGACUGGAGAACCCAAGCUAUGCUGCUGCUCCAGCACCAGCCUCUGGUCUGCCUAAACUGCCCCCCCCACCCCCCGCACCCCCAGAGUCUCCCACCGCAGCGCCUCCUGCUGGAAACGCCCCCCUCUCCUCGCACCCUGGUCACUCUCCAAUAGACCCCAGCUCCACAGUGCCUCUGGGACGCGUCCUCUUCCUCUCGGCCGUCAUCACCGCUUGGCCAGACUGCCGUGCACACGUUCCCACCAGCCUCCCAAUUCCACGUCUGACCCCCACACAGCAGCCUGAGUGAGCGCUGAGAACCAAACCCAGGCAUCUGACUUUCCUUCCUUCAGAGUCUUCAGUGCCUCCUGGGUGCUUCGGGAACAAAGUCCCGUCCAUCCAGAGAUGUUGCACAAACCAGCAGGUGCCCCGUCCCCUGCCAAUGCCUCUCCUGUUCCCUGUGUCCCGGCCACACGGGCCGUCUCGCAGCCCACGGAGUGUCUCCCUGCCCCAGAGUCCUCACACACACUGUUCCCUCUGCCUCCACAUGCUUCCUGCCAUCCCCCAACUAGCUGACCCUACAUGCUUCUUCCUCGGGAUCUCUUCUGACUCCUCGGUGUAGAAAGCAGUGUUUUCUAUUAGAGUGUCUCUUAGCAUCACACUUAUUUCAGAGUACUAAUCCAGUGUAAAUUUUAAGAUUACGGAUGUGAUCGGCUGGCUGGCGGCUGGACUCUAAGCUCACAAGGGCAGAGCCCAUGUCCAUCUUGGUCACCACCGUGUUCCCAGUGUCAGGCACACAGUGGCUGCUCAAUAAAUUUUGAUGGAAUGUC